This is a messenger RNA of Sphenostylis stenocarpa, 1056 nucleotides long. The record is from the annotation of a GenBank genome assembly. Lineage: Eukaryota; Viridiplantae; Streptophyta; Magnoliopsida; Fabales; Fabaceae.
AUGGCUUCUGCGCAAAUAGACAAAACCAACAUAGAAGGUCAUGAUUUCCUUGUGAGAGAGGUUGAGAAACUCAAAAAUUCAAUCAUGGAGAGACUCCAAUAUGAAAAGCAGAUUAUGGUGGAUCCACUUUCAUUGAAAGAUUCUCCUACAGAACAAAGGUACCUUGAGACUACCACCAUGCUUCCAACUAUAAUCACGACUUCAUCAUCCAUCAUUUUGCAACCUCCCCCACUACAACCUCCAAAGCCAAGAUUCUUGAGCAUGAGUCUCCCAAAUUCAGCCAACUCAUCACCUCGUUUUGCUUCAACACUUUCCAAGAAGAAACCAAAAGGUGAGAGUCCUGAAUCACAAUGUCAAGAUAGUAACUUGAGUCAAAAGCUUCAGCAUUUGCUAGAAGAAGACCUGCAUUUAAAGAAGAACAAGCCAUGUGGUGAAGCAACAGCAUUUGCUCCCUUAAAUGAAUUUGAUCACUGGUUGAGUAAACUAAGUGCAUUGGAGCAUGACAAGUGGUACCAUGACAAUUUCUUUAAAACUGAAGUUGUCAAAGAAAGUCCCAAGAGUGUCAAGUUUAAGCACAUGAAAACCACACAUGACGGAUUUAAAUGCAGUGCUCUGUGCCUUUAUCUACCAGGCUUUGGUGGUGGAAAAGUAAAGCCAAUUAAAACAAAAAAGGAAGGUAAAGGAAUGUCUAGGACAGUUUCCUUGGAAAAUUUUGAAUGUGGUUCAUGGUCUUCUGCAGCAAAACUCAAUGAGAUUGAAGGAGACUCCACUAACUCCUACUUUGAUCUACCAAUGGAGUUGAUCAAAUGCGGUUCAAGUGAAGUUUACUCUCCAGUUGCUUCAUCUUUUGUUUUUGAAAGAGACCUUAAAGGGAUUCUGAAGAAUGGUUCCUCUAGAGGUAGUGCUAGAAAAUCAGAUGCAUCACCUCGCCAUGUUCGAUUUUCUACAUCAUCUUCUGCGUCACAUCCUGCCUCUCCUGUAACCUGCAUUUCUCCUCGCUUGAGAAAAGCCAGAGAAGAUUUUAAUGCCUUCUUAGCAGCAGCACAAAGUGCAUGA